AUGGGUAAAAAGGAUAAAAGACGUAAGAGAAUGAAAAAUUUCAUUCAAAACAAGCAACGACAAGAAAAGGCUAAACAAGAGCAGGUCCUAUGUCCAACUGAAGAUAAAAAUACUAACAACAGUAAUACAAAUAAUGAAAAUAACACUACUGCAUCACCGUUUCAUACUGUUGUUCAUAAUAUAACUACCACAUGCACAUCUCCAGAUGAUAGUACUAUUACAGAAGAUACACCAUUAAACACUGUAACUGAUACAUAUGAAUCUAUUAAGCCUAUAGAUGACACUAUUCAUAAUUCUUCAUCUCAAUUAUUGUCAAGAUCGUCAUUACCACCACUAAAUAUAGAGACAUCUAUUGGGAAUAAUGAUACUGCAUCGUUAGAAUUAUUGUCUGUACAACAACGACAACAACAGCAAAAUGUGUCCAAAGUUUCCAAUACUACACCUCAUAGUUCAACCUUUCCACCUUCUAGUCGUGGUAGUUUAGCCCCAGUAGAUUCAAUGAACUCCAAUAUUCCUAAUGUUAAUAGCAUCCCAGAAUUAGAUUUAAAUGAUCAGGAAGACAAUAGUGAAUUAAGUAGAAAAAGUAUAAAAUCUACUUAUUUAUUGACUCCAGUGAGGAAAUGGAUAUCUAUUAGUAUUAUCUAUUUAUUUUCUAUGGUGAUCGGGUUUGAUUUAGGGAAAACUUGGAUCCAUCAAUCAAUUAUAUCUUCUAAGUUCCAACAAUUUUACAACACUUCACAAUUAUUAACAUUUCUUGCCUUAGGAUAUUGGUUACAAAAUCAUUUUAGAUUAAAUUUUUCUGUUAGAAAUAAUAUAGCUGUUGUUUCUAUAUUUGAAAUGCUAAGUUUUUUUACCUUAGAUUGGACACCUUGUUUCCCAUUAUUGUUGUUGUCGAGAUUAGUAACAGGUAUAUCGGUUGGAUUAUUUUUAAGAGGGACUUUAACAUUCUUUGAGAAUAUUGGAUCAAUUAGGUAUAGAAUUCCAUCAUGUAUCUGUGCUGGUACCUUAUGUGCUAUCUUCUUCAAUACAGUUAUGUGCAAUUGGCUAUUUUAUGGUACAAUUUGUUUAAUUAUGAUAUCAAGUAUUGUUGUUUUACCAAAUACAAAGAAUCAAAUUGAAGUGACAUCAUAUGUGAUUAAUAGACAGAAUUUAUUUGUAGUGGUAGGUUAUAUUGCUAUUCAAUUUUUAUUGAUUUUUAUUGAUAAUUCUUACAAAUUUAUUUUAGCAUUUUCAAUAAUCAUUCCACUAUAUGUUCAUAUUGACAAUAAAACUAGAAAUGGAAAAAUGAUGUCAUUAUUUUCUUCUCUGUCUUCUUCUUCUUCCUCUACUUCUUCAUUAUCAUUAAUUGCGACUUAUAAUCAAGACAAAUUAGCCAUACUUUUAAGAAUAUCUGUUUUAUUGUUAGCCACAAUCGAUUUCUAUUCAUUAUCUACAUAUUUAGAUAUUUUACAAAGAAAUUAUGAUAGAGUUUAUUGUUUAUUGUUGGGUGUUUUAUUUGGAUCUAUUUUAUCAGAGCAUAUAUCAUAUAGAGCAGCCUUCUUCACCUUGAUUCUAACUGUAUUGAUUACUAUAACUAUGAAGAUCAAUGACUUAAAUUUAUUUUCUAAAUUACUAGUGGUUGUAGUUGUGGGAUGUUUUGUCAUUAUGUGUGUGAACACUAAACCAUUACGAGCAAGCAUUCCCAGUAAUUACACUUUUGAGAUAAUAAUCAUUAUAUCAGGUCUAAUAAUAGCUGAUGCAUUGACACAUAUAUACCCUAAGAAAUUAAUUUACAAUAGUUUGAUGGAGAUAAAAUCAAAGAAACAUCCAUAUGAUGAAAUUAUAGAAAUUAUAAAUCAUUCAAAUAAAUCAAUUGAAUGGAUUCAUAAUAAGGCACCUAUGUUUGCCCUAACGAUUAUUAAGUCUUGUUAUGAGAAAUCAUUUAUGAUAGUAUGGAUCUUGUCAGGAAUCCUUUCAGCCCUCAUAUUUCUUUUAACUAUUAUUAUAAAUCAUCUAGAAUAG
Arxiozyma heterogenica is the source of this 2001-nucleotide messenger RNA. It is a transcript of the gene VBA4, whose product is annotated as Vba4p. The coding region runs from base 1 to 2001 and encodes 666 amino acids. The transcript has a single exon. The record is from RefSeq and is a predicted model, not a curated record. Lineage: Eukaryota; Fungi; Ascomycota; Saccharomycetes; Saccharomycetales; Saccharomycetaceae.